GCAGCGGGCACCAGUCAGUCCCGGGGUGACGCCUGCACCGCGCGCCGCCACAGCCACUCCUGCUUCACCCCGAGUGCCAUCGCCACACAACGCAUUAUCCGCGCCGAUCGCCGCUCUCCCCUACAUAAACGUUCUCGGCGGAUGCAAGAGGCGGGCGGAGGCAGGCCGAGCGCACGAGGAGGGCGGCUGGCGGGCCAGUAUGCGUGAACACCUCCCUGGGGUUGGCCAGCCCCUGGGGACGCCUCCGCACCACCGCCGCGCCCAGGACCCUGCCGCAGGCGACAUCGCCAGGAGCGACUCGUACUCCCUGGCGCGCGGCGGCAAGCUGGUGUCGUCGCGCCCCUGGGCCUCCUCCGGGGCGCAGAUCCUGGUCAACAUGCACGCCCUAGAGGCCGGCGCCAAGGACACGGGCGGCAAGGAGCCGAGACGGCCGCCGUCGUCAGGCACGUCCUCGAGCGACAGUGAGAGCGACUCCGACUCGAGCGACUCGGACGACACCUCGGAGGACGAGUACGAGGUGCGAGUGACGCGGCGGCCGCCCGACCUCAGCCGCCUCCCGCUGGCCGAGGAGGACGAGGAGCUCGAGCGCGAGCGCUGCGUGAACAACGGUGAGUGUAAGGUCGAGAUGGCGAGUGCGAAGUGCAGUGAGCGGAGGCAGGGUGAGGGCGAGAAAAGACUUCCUGGCGACGGCCACUCGCGCCCACACCUCGCCCGGGACGCCAGGGAGGGCGCGGCCGACGGGGGCGGAAACGAUGUUGAUGCGAAGAACGACGAGGGUGACGAAGAGGAAGAUGACGAUGACGAUGAUGACGACGAAGACGAUGAGAGUGAGAGUGACGAGACAGAGAGCACGGUGCGGGCGAGGUUGGGCGCGGGGGCGGAAAGCGGCGGAAAUGAGCCGGGCGGAGGCGGCGGCGAAGGAGCGGCGCCGCCUCCGGAGGACGACCCCAACGACACCCUCAGCACCCUCAGCGGAGACCUCAGCUUCGACGACCGCGACGUCGUUUCGCCUCCGCGCGAGAAUGGCGUCGCGGCCGCGCAGGACCUGGAGGCACUCCCUCAGGACGCCGCCGCCCCCGACCCCAUCACGGACUCCCACACGGCCGCCGACGCGGAGGCUCCGCGGGCGUCGGAGGAGCGCGUCGCCAGUGAGAGCCGCGUCCCCCCCGAGGGCGAAAGGAGCACGCCGCAGCGCGAGAGCGUCCCCACCGGCGUCUUCUGCCUGAGUGGCUAUCCCAAGCAGGCGUCCUCCGGCCCGGCGCAGGACCCGAACUCGUCACCAUCCGGUCAAACCCGUCCUCAGCCCGAGCAGGAGUCUGGCAGCGCCGCGGACGCUCCUGGGGAAAUGAAUCAAGUCUGCAAGCGGGCGGCGGGCGGAGGCCAGCACUCCGGCGGGGCAGCCCGUGGCAUGGGGGCUGUGCAGGGUCGUGCUGAGGAUGCCAAGAGUCAGGAGCGUUCUCCGCGCUCCCUCCCGUUCCCUCCUAAGUAUGUAAGUGGCCAUUCCCGCGUGGCUCUGCUGCGAGGAACCUGGGACCCCUCCGCCUCCUCCUCCGCCUCCUCCUCCGCCUCCCCCCGCCACGAGGGCCACGGCGCUGACAGAGAGCCUCCCAAGCAGCAGCAGCAGCAGCAGCAGGCCCUCGGCGCCUCCGAGGAUGUGCACCUCAACUCUCAGCACGGCCACCACGCCGCGCCCCAGCAGGCUGCGGCGAGGGCCGAACGCCAGGGCGCCGCCAAAAGCAAGAACAACAGCGCCCUUGGCGACGGGGGCCAUGCCCAACACUCCCGCCAAAGUCUGCAACAAGCAAAGCUUCCGAAACAGAGUAAUGCGCAGCACAGCGCACAGGUGUACCAGCUCCAGCAACGACAACAGCAAGUGCAUCAACAUCAGAAGCGUCGAGUGCAACAGCAACAGCAACAGCAGCAGCAAGAGAGCAGACGACAUCACGGUGGCAAGAACGGCGCAGUCAACCCUGCCAACACCACCGCCGCCACCACUAACUCACGUGACGCUGUCUGUGGGGGGAGUGGCACGCGUAGCCCCGCCCACGUCUAUCAGCCGGCAGCAGCCGCCGCCACGCCCACGUCGUCCAUGCCCCGCCUCCACGCCUCGAGCAGCGGGCUGGGCGGCUCGGCGUCCCGACUGAGCGCAGGAGGAGCGGGAGGCGCCGCCGGCUCGUACCCCGGCCUCGCAGGGAGCAGGCUGGGGGGGUCCUACACGGGCCUGGUGUCCUCGGCGUCCUCUGGCUACGGGUCGGCCGCGGGGGGCGUGCUCCCCGCCGCGCCCACGCGCCACGAGGACUCCGAGGACCUGUCCGACGUGUCCUCGGGCGCCACCUCCGAGGACUCGGCCAGAAGAAGACGACGUCGCUCGGCGCAGUCAGCCAAAGGCGAGGCGUCCGUGUCAGGGAAUGAGGACUUCGAGUGGGUGCGCGCCUCGCCCAUGCUGACGGGGCUCCUGGAGGGCCACGUCACGCGGCUGGCGACGCCCCCCGACCACCGAGGACUCAGGACCAGCCUGGCCACGCCCCCGGAGUCCGGAGAGGAGGGCGGCGGGGGCCCCACGCACCGCCACCGCCAGUACCCGAGGCCCCCGCCGGCGCCACGCCCCCGCACGCUGGAGCCGACGGACCUGGUGCCGCACCGGCCCCUCAGGGACGGCCUCAGGGACUCCAGGGACCGCCUGUACUCGCCGUCGCGGGACGUGGCCAGCCACCGCCGCUCGCGGGACUCCUCCGUCGAGCGCAGCGGCCGCGACUCGUCGUGCGAGCGCGGAUCCGUGUCCAGCCUGCACCAGCACGCCCACCACCACCACCACGCCCCCGGCCCCCGCCUGCCGCGCCACGCCUGCGACUGCCCGUCCUGCUGGUGCGACGAGGAGGAGCCCGGAUACGACUCCUGCGACGAGCGCCACCACCACCACCGCCACAGCUACCACGAGGGCCUCCACCACGCCCACCUGCACUCGCUGCCGGCGCACCACCACCAGCCGUGCGGGCGCGAUGCAGCGCGCGAGCGGCGGGCGCGAGGGCAGGGCUCGGGCGACAGCGGGCGGUCGUCGCCGGGCUGCUGCCGCCACUGCCACCCGCUGGGCUCGCUCAGCUCGCUCUCCAGCCACGACUACUGCGCCAACAGCCGGCUCGCGCUGCCCUGCUCCUCCAAGGUGGGUGGCGCCCUCGCCACGCUCCAGGGGGCGCGCCGACAUCGCCGCCUCGACUCAGACUACAUCGCGUUGUGGAGCUGCCACUCCCCGCCGGGCGGCUCUCUGGAGGACCGCGUGCACCGCCUCGAGGGCGACAAGGACUCGUUGCAGCUGCAGGUGACGGUCCUCAGCGAGCAGGUCGAGGCGCAGACGGAGAAGAUCGCCGACCUCGAGAACCUCCUGGAGGAGAAGAAGGAGCUCCUCAGGAAGACGGAGGAGCAGCUGCAGAAGGAGGUGAUGACGAGAACCAGCCUCGAGACCCAGCGGCUCGAGCUCUUCAGCGAGAUCAGCAACCUGAAGCUCCGUCAGGCGGCCUUCGAGCGAGAGAAUGCGGACCUGCGGGACAAGAUACGGCGGUCGGACCACCAGUCGGACCACGCCAAGGCACAGCCGUUAUUGUGUGGUGUCGGGCGGUCUGGUAGUGGCAGGAGCAUAACCCCAACGGCCGCGUCCACCCCAAUCCACUCCUUCUUGGUCACCCCAGACUCACCUCAGCCUAGCCAUCAGCUUGCAGCACAGUUGGCUAACUCCCCAUCUCCGAGUAGCAUCUCUACCCUCUCCACCAUUCCGGCUUCCUCGCCUAACAAGUCUCCUGCUCAGCCUCCCACUGUGUCACCUGCCUCCUCGCCAGUCGCGUCCCAUGACGCUCGGGAAUUCUUGCCACCGAGGGUGAGUAAGACUCCCCCUCCAAAUGCUCGACGGAAAAUUGACCAGUUUGGAACCAUGCCACGACAGCGAGACAUUAUCAUGGGCGGAGAGGCCAACCACGGCUCGGCAACCACAGGGCGAUCCAAGGGAGUCAUGUUCGGUAAAGGCUUCCACUUCCUUCCAUUCCGUGUGGCGGGAAAGCGGAGCACUUCGGCCCCCAACUUAGCGGAAACAGAAAUGCAGAUGAUUGACGACCUGCCUGAGGGAGAGUACGGGCAUCCAGCAGACGGCAUGAUGGUCCCUGCCUCGUCAACACCAAGGGUUAACACGCUUGUUGGUCACAGGUCCCCGCCAAUGCAUCCCAAGGCAACAGGCAUCAAAAAGAUAUUUACAAAGCUCCGCCGUAGUAGUUCAGGUCAUCUGGACAGUGAUCUCGGCGAUGGGGACUUUAGGCGAGGUGGAAUGAGGGCCACAGCAUCCGCUCGACUUGGCUGGACCUCGCCCACAACUACUUUCAAAGAGCCAGGUGAACCUUUCACUAGCUGGAGUUCUGAAACAAUGGAGGCCUGGAUUGGAGGUCUGGGUUUGAGUCAGUAUUGCGCUGCUGUUCGCUGCUGGACAGAAAAUGGUCACCAUUUGUCACAAGUAACGCCUCAGCAGUUAGAGAGAGAACUAGGACUCCGUCAUCCAUUGCAUAGAAAGAAACUCCAGUUGGCAAUCGCGGCGAGAUUAUCUGGGAAUCAGCUUAACACGCCGUUAGCCCGCUUGGAUCAUGCGUGGGUGUUACGUUGGCUGGAUGAUGUGGGUUUACCACAGUAUAAAGACGCUUUUAGUGAAGCACGUAUUGACGGGAGGGUGCUCAACUGCCUAACCUAUGAUGAUUUAGCCUUCCUAAGAUUUACAAAUCUACUACAUGUUACCUCAUUGAAGCGUGGUAUUCAGGUCCUGCGAGAACACAACUUUGAUCCCACUGUGCUGAAGCGCCGUUCAGUGCCAGAAGAGGAUCAAAGAUCGAGAACACCAGCAGAAGUGGCACUGUGGACUAAUCACCGUGUCAUGGAAUGGCUGCGAACUGUUGACCUCUCAGAGUAUGCCCCCAAUCUUAGAGGGUCAGGUGUUCAUGGAGCGCUAAUGGUGUAUGAAGUGCGUUUCACCUCUGAGCUCUUGGCAUCCCUGCUUUCCAUCCCAUCUGGAAAAACGCUCUUGAGACGACAUUUGAACACGCACUUCAAGGAGUUGGUCGGUGCAUCCAUCGUGCAAGAGAAGAGGGAGUUGGAAGCUUCUUCAGGGUACACUCCUCUUACCACCUCUGCUAAAGUCAAGAUGCCAAAGAAAUCACAGUUCUCUCUAAAGCGCAAAAAGUCCAAAUCGGAGCUAGAAUUUGACGACCUGCUAUGUCCUCUUGAUGAGAAGCCCCCUGUAGGUGCUCUGCAGGACAAGGAAAAGGAGGUGAGGACUUGGGAAGUGGUGGAGAAGAUAAAAUCUCUAGAGGUGGAGAAGGUGGAGAAGAUAAAGAGCAUGGAAAAGGUGAAAGAGACCAAUGGUGAUGGCAGACUUUGCUGAGCGACUCCACAGAUCAUCCGCGCCACCGUUGAUUGGUCGUAUCACGAAGGUCUAGAGGAGAGCAAGCGCUGGCAGCUUGGCUACCCUCACCAUUCCUCGAUCUGCCUGCAGCUCGUACCUUUGCCUAUGCCUAGUGCCUGAAUGCUAAAGUAUUGGCCGGGACACACUUUUCUUCAAGAUAAACAACAUUGAAGUGGUUCUCUGGAGUGUGUUGUCAUUAAUAUUUUUCUAUAAUUGAUGAAAUCCAAAAAGGUGCAGUAACUCUUUAAGAUGUAUAGCAGAUGGUUCAGGAAAAUCAAGCUGUUAUGUCACUUUCAUAGAUUAGCUACAAGAGAGCCUCCUUGUUUCACUGUGCCCCAAAGGCCAUCUGACCUCUUAUGUGCCUUAUUAUUAUAUAAAAGGCAUUAUGAAGAAUGCCAUUCCAGGCAGGCAGUUUGGAGAAGAAGCACUUUUAUAAUCAAGGUGUGCAUUCAGUGCGUGCUUGUUAUCGGUGAAAUAUUUUACUACUGUUAGUUAAAACGUUGACUUUAUGUGGAUGUAUCUACUUCUUUCCUUCAGUUACAAAUACACAAUACUAGUAAUAAAGUACCUUGCUGACUCCCACUAGAUGAUAUUUAUGUUCUUCACAUUUCAUCUGGGUGUACUGAAAUUCUCUUUGGUGGUCCCCCCAAAUGACCAGUAUGUCACUGCCUAGGCAUGCACACAGAUCUCAGCAUGGAGGACCUGUGUUUAAAUGUUUAGUCCUAUGUGAGAUAGUAAAGACUGCUGUCGAGAGAGAAACUUUACAACAUUUUUAAUUCCUUUUAGAAUAUUUAUAUUUUUGUGUUUAUUUUUGACAUGAGAGAUCCUCUUUUAUCACAUUUUACUUUUUUGUUUGUUUAAAGAGAUAAAUAUGUGAUUUUAUCUUCAUUGUAAUUGCAUUGAACCUAUUGAUGUUAGCAGAUAUAUGUUUUAUUGAAGAAAUUAUCCACUUCUAGGUUAAGAAUACUAAAGUCAAAUACUUUCAAUAAUUUUUUUUCUUCUUUUUCUUUUUUUCUUUCUUUUUUUUUUGAAAGUCACUUUGAUACUUUUUGUUGAGCAUUUGUAUGAGUUAUGUAUUUAAUUUAAAUUGUUUUAAGCAGCUUACGAAUCAGACAGUCAUUAUUUUAAAACGUUGCAUACUAUGUGGUGCAGUUUGUUUGUGCUGUGUUAUGGUUUGUGGGCAGCUGAAUUGCAGCUUAGAAAAUUAACAAGACUGAUGGGAAAUCUGUUUUAGAAAUUGUUAUGCUAUGUAAUAUAGUAAGUGAUUGACAGGGGCCUAAAAGUUUAUGAUUGUAAAUUGAUGUUAUCAGUGAGGUAACAUGCAGCUGAUAAGCUCUUGUUAUGAAAAGAUAUAACUUUGAACUUUAUAUAAAACUUUAACAAAAAUUGUGUGAUUUAUCAACGGUAGAAUUUUCUCUUUUUACAAAAUAAAUUUUAGAAACUGGUCUGUAUAUAGUAUAAAUACUUUUUCACCAUUAGUCACAUUUUUACAUUGUCUCAGUGAUUUGUAGGAAAUUGGAACAUUUGCCAUUUGCUCUCAUGGCCACAAGUCCCAAAAUUUGGUAACAAAAUAAAGUCAGUCAUUAGUAUUGUUUUUUUGUUUUUUUCAUUUUAUAUGGCCUGCAUAAAUUUUUUGACACAUUUGGAAAAUGUGAAGGAAAUCAGAUGAAAAACUAAUUUUUUUGUAUUAUUGAACUGUGGUUAUAUGACAUAAUAAAGGAUGCCUCUAAAUGACCAUAAUUUUGUUAAGGUAGCCCAUCUGCCUUGGUCUGCUGAUGCCAUGGUUUUUGUUACCAGUGUUAUGAUUAUAAGGCUUAGGAGGUGCAGAGCCUCAUUUUUUCCCUUUCAUUUUGAUAAAUUUAUUAAGAAUCAACACUGACUAAGAUCCUGUUCUUAAUAUUUACAAAGAUAAAAGAAGGUAAUGAAAAGUAGCCAAAAGUUAUUGUCAUUUUUAAAAGAGAAGGCACCAAAUACACAACUUUAUUUGGAAUUGAAAAUAGAGAACAUGUUUAGCUCGAGUUGGAAGCUUGAUCUUCAGUAGGGUUAAUAAAUAUCUACAAUACUAUUUAACUGCACUGGAGCAAGUACAUUUAAAAUACAUUAUUAAGACUUUCAGCAUUCAUAGAUAUUAUUCCUCACGUCAUACACAGAAUAUGAUUUACAUUUUGUAUACUGUGAAUAGAUAAUUAUGAUUCAUUUCAUCUUCAAGAAAGCUGCCAGAUCUUUACGGAAAUACCAGCUCUAAAAGCUGAUGACAGAAGAGCUUAUAAAGACUGAAAAGCAAAGCAAAGUUAACCAUUCAUCUGUUUAUUUAUCCUUGUUUCUUUUCGUGCAGUACUAAUCUACUAAUUUGGAAGUCAGAAAUAAUUAUUAACUAUUUAUUUUUUAGUGAUAUGUUUUUGAGGUGCAAUAAUAGAAUGUUGAUGUGCUCCAAGAUGACCAGAAUGAUCACAGGAUUCCCUUAGCCCUAGUCACCUUGUUUACAAUACUUAAUUUGUAAUAUGCAUAAUCUACUGUGUGUGGAAUUAUAUUAGGUUUUCAGAAAGAGUUUGAAUGUUUUCUUUAUGUAGUCACUGAAGAAAUUUGUCCCUGUAUUCAUUUUUUUGCAGCUAGAAGUCUGAGAUAACAAAAUGACGAUUGGUGAAGAAAUAAAAAAUAUUUGAACCUGAGAAGAUAUGAAGAGAUUCAGAGUUUUACAUAUUUAUAUAGUGGGUGUCCUCAGCUUCACAGGCCAAGACUGUGGAACUCUAACAGCACCAGUGGGGUGUAAUUUUUAGUAUACAUUUUUAAUAAAAUAACAAUGAUUUUCA
Messenger RNA from Penaeus monodon (black tiger shrimp), 8241 nucleotides. RefSeq lists its product as uncharacterized. The transcript has 16 exons. Gene Ontology annotation, biological process: neuromuscular junction development. Gene Ontology annotation, molecular function: protein binding. The coding region runs from base 200 to 5410 and encodes 1736 amino acids. The record is from RefSeq and is a predicted model, not a curated record. Gene Ontology annotation, cellular component: presynaptic active zone. NCBI's taxonomy places the organism in Eukaryota, Metazoa, Arthropoda, Malacostraca, Decapoda, Penaeidae.